Messenger RNA from Neofelis nebulosa (Clouded leopard), 990 nucleotides. It is a transcript of the gene AMTN, whose product is annotated as amelotin. The transcript is spliced from 9 exons. Bases 99 to 731 code for a protein of 210 amino acids. The record is from RefSeq and is a predicted model, not a curated record. Lineage: Eukaryota; Metazoa; Chordata; Mammalia; Carnivora; Felidae. Gene Ontology annotation, biological process: odontogenesis of dentin-containing tooth; positive regulation of enamel mineralization. Gene Ontology annotation, cellular component: basement membrane; cell-cell junction.
AAAUUAUUCAACACAGAAACUGGAGAAAUCAACUGGACUUUGGAUAUUGUUUCACCUGUACAUUUUCCUGAGUGGAGAGAAAGGCAGCAUUUUGAAACAUGAAGACUAUGAUUCUACUGCUUUAUCUUCUAGGAUCAACUCAGUCAUUACCAACACAGCUCAACCCUGCUUUGGGACUUCCAACAAAACUGGCUCUAGAUCAGGCAACUCUUCUAAACCAACAUCAGCUAAAUCAGGUCUUCCCCUCUUUAAGUCUACUACCACUGACACAGAUGAUCACACUGGGCGCAGAUCUGCAGCUGCUAAAUCCUCCUGCAGGGCUGGCGCCUGGUACCCAGACCCUCCCACUGACCCUGGGGGGAUUGAAUACACAACAGCCACUGCAAGCCCAAAUGUUGCCAGUUAUUGUAGCACACCUUGGAGCCCAGGGUACCAUCCUAAGCUCAGAAGAAUUGCCAAUGGCCCCACAAAUCUUCACUGGCCUCAUUUUCCAGCCCCUGUUCCCAGGAUCCAUCCUGCCCAACAGUCAAGCUAAUCCAGAUGCCCAGAAUGGAAUCCUUCCUGCAGGGCAAGCAGGAAUGAAUCCUGCCAUCCAGGGAACCUCAGAAGGCUUCUCUCCAACUCCUAGUGACACAGAUGAUGACUUUGAAGUGACGGCCCCUGCAGGCAUCCGAAGGGGCAUGCACACUACCCAGGAAACCACCACAGGGCUGCCAAAUGGAAAUCAGUAAGCUGUUUCAAUUUUUUUUCAACUAAGCCGCCUCAAAUGCAAAUCUUUUUCACUGAUCAUAUCAUGGAAUAGAUGGAGACACACUAGAGAGUAUCAGAAGAAACUCUUAGUUUACCUAACUUUCUUGAAGUUUCAGAAAAGAUAUUCUUCCUGGAGAAUAAUGACUUCUGAAAACAAAUGGAUAAAUUUGUCUUUGAAAUGUAACGUUAUGCCACCUUGGACUUGGAAAGUAUACGUAUUAAAUGUAUUUUGAAACUGAA